Molecule: messenger RNA, 1788 nt
Organism: Oldenlandia corymbosa var. corymbosa
Lineage: Eukaryota; Viridiplantae; Streptophyta; Magnoliopsida; Gentianales; Rubiaceae
Source: the annotation of a GenBank genome assembly
AUGGCUAUGGAAGAUGGCCUUAGUGAGUAUACUCAAGAUGGAACCGUGGAUCUUAGAGGGAACCCUGUUCUUAGGUCCAAGAGAGGAAGAUGGAAGGCUUGCUCUUUCAUUGUUGUUUAUGAAGUGUUUGAAAGGAUGGCAUAUUGUGGAAUAUCAGCAAACUUGAUGGUGUAUUUGACUCAAAAACUCCAUCAAGGAACUGUGAAGGCAGCCAAUAACGUUACUUAUUGGGUUGGCGCUAUUUGGCUUAGUCCAAUCUUGGGCGCAUAUCUUGCUGAUGCUCAUCUUGGCCGAUAUUGGACGUUCGUGAUUGCUUGUGCAAUCUAUCUCUCGGGAAUGUGCUUGCUGACACUAUCAGUUUCAGUACCAGGCUUUAGACCACCUCCAUGCGCUGAUAUAACAGCAGCGGAUUGCCCCAAAGCUACAUCACUAGAAUUGGGAGUUUUCUACACUGCUUUGUACAUCUUGGCCCUUGGCACUGGAGGUACAAAGCCCAAUAUCUCAACAAUUGGGGCGGACCAAUUUGAUGAUUUUGACCCGAAGGAAAAAGCCCAAAAGCUCUCCUUCUUCAACUGGUGGAUGGCUAGCAUAUUCAUCGGUAUUCUUGUCGGCAACACAGUACUUGUGUACAUUCAAGACAAUGUUGGUUGGGCCUUGGGAUACGGCAUCCCAACUGUUGGGCUUGCACUUUCCAUCACAGUUUUCCUUUGUGGUACUCCUUUCUAUAGGCACAAGAAGCCCAGUGGAAGCCCAUUUACAAAAAUGGCAAGAGUUAUCAUUGCUGCUAUUAGGAAAUGGAAUGUCACUGUGCCUACCCAUCCCAAUGAACUACAUGAACUUGAUACUGAAGAAUACACCAAGAAAGGAAGGUUCAAAAUUGAUAACACAAACACCCUCAGGUUCUUGAACAAAGCAUGUGUGAAGACUGGUUCAAAAAGUCCAUGGAUGUUAUGCUCAGUGACAGAAGUUGAGGAAACCAAACUCAUCUUGAGAAUGCUUCCAAUCUUGGCUCUCUCAGUACUUCCAAGUGUGAUGGUUGCUCAGAGCAACACCCUUUUCAUCAAACAAGGCAUAACCCUUGACAAAUCCAUGGGGAAGCAUUUCAAAUUGCCACCAGCCAGUUUAGGUGCAUUUGUGACAGUGACUAUGCUUGCUUGUGUUAUCUUCCAUGAUCGAGUUUUCGUUAAACUUGUCAAAUGGUGGACCAAGAAUCCAAGAGGCAUAAGUCUUCUUCAAAGAUUGGGACUUGGAUUUCUGCUUCAUAUCAUCAUUAUGAUCAUUGCUUCCCUUACUGAAAGGUACAGGCUCAAUGUGGCUAAGAAACAUGGCCUAGUCGAAAGUGGAGGACAGCUUCCAUUGUCCAUCUUCAUUUUGCUUCCACAAUUUAUCCUUAUGGGAGUAGCUGAUUCAUGCACGGAGACUGCCAGGCUUGAGUUUUUCUAUGAUCAGGCACCUGAUACUAUGAAGAGUUUGGGAACUUCAUAUUCCAUGACUAGUGUGGGAAUUGGUAACAUCCUUAGCAGUUUCAUCCUUUCCGCGGUUUCUCACAUCAGCAAGGCGCAUGGUCACAAGGGAUGGAUUCAGAACAACCUUAACAAAUCUCGCCUUGAUUUAUAUUUUGCAUUCCUUGCAGUACUAAGCUGCUUGAAUUUCAUCGCCUUCCUGGUUGUGACCAAGUACUUUAACUACAAGGCUGAGAUUUCAGACUCAAUGGAAGUGCUCAAAGAAGAACUGGAAGGACAGAAAAAGAUCCCUCUCCAAGUAAUGGGGAACAAUAACAAAAAUUAA